Leptopilina boulardi is the source of this 568-nucleotide messenger RNA. Its product is annotated as 60S ribosomal protein L22-like. The transcript has 4 exons. Gene Ontology annotation, cellular component: ribosome. Bases 18 to 482 code for a protein of 154 amino acids. Gene Ontology annotation, molecular function: RNA binding; structural constituent of ribosome. Lineage: Eukaryota; Metazoa; Arthropoda; Insecta; Hymenoptera; Figitidae. Gene Ontology annotation, biological process: cytoplasmic translation. The record is from RefSeq and is a predicted model, not a curated record.
CAAACUAUAAUUGGCGCAUGCGCAAUUUUUUAAAGUUCUUUCGUCUAGUUUUUCGCAUAAGAAUGGCUGUGACCAAGGUCCAGAAAGCUAAAGCCCCUGUGGGCAAAAAAAAUGUCCUUCGUGGCAAGGGACAGAAAAAGAAGGUUAGCUUGAAGUUCUCAAUCGACUGUACUCAUCCGGUCGAGGACAAUAUUAUGGAUGUUGGAAGCUUUGAAAAAUAUUUAAAAGAAAAAAUCAAAAUUGAUGGAAAAACAGGAAACUUGGGCAAAGUUGUUACCGUUGAAAAAUCCAAACAAACAAUUUUGGUUAACUCCGACGUUGAUCUUUCUAAAAGGUAUCUCAAAUAUCUUACUAAAAGAUACUUGAAAAAGAACAAGCUUCGUGACUGGUUGAGAGUAGUUUCAAAAGAUAAAGACUCCUAUCAGCUUCGUUAUUUCGCUAUUAAUUCUCAGGAUGAUGAAGAUGAUGAUGAUGCAGAAUAAAUGUAAAUUUACGAUCAAUACAUUAAUACAUGUAUUUAUAUCUGUUUAAUGAAGAAGAGCAAAAUAUUUGUAUAUAUAUACUUAUU